Podarcis lilfordi (Lilford's wall lizard) is the source of this 17685-nucleotide messenger RNA. The record is from the annotation of a GenBank genome assembly. Lineage: Eukaryota; Metazoa; Chordata; Lepidosauria; Squamata; Lacertidae.
AUGCCCAAAGGCAAGAGCAGGAACAACAAGCAUGUUAUACCAGGAACAGGUUAAGAAAGGGUGCCCUUCCUCUGGUAAAUAGGAAGGGUGGAAGCAUUUGUGCAAGGAGUUUGGUGCAAUUAAUUUUGUUUUGUUUUUAAAAUGCAUCCUGUCCUACUCCAAAAUAACGUUCCUCCUCUUCAUAUGGUAGCUGUCAGAUCACAAACUUCAAGGCUUGUCUCCCCCCACCCCCCCGCCGGCAAAAAGAAAAAGCUUAUUGUGCACAUGCUCCCAAACACCUCUGAGAACACUGCCAGGGUGUGUUUUCCAGUUAUGCUGGAUAAAUGUCCCUCCCCAUUCCCCCCAAAAAAACCUCUCAAACCAGAUUUGUGUGUGCAUGCAGGAAUGGCUGUGUCAUCAAUCUCAGAAACAGUCAUUUGGGCCUACCUUAAGAGAAGAAGCCUCUGCAGAGCAGAAAGCCUGGUUGCCUAGCAAUAGGCAGCCCCUAGCAACCUCAUCAUGUGUCUUGGCAACCGAUUCUGUGGCUUACAGGAAAAGGCAGGCCCUGCCAGAAAGCAUUUGCUGAGUGUGGUAAAGUUAGCAGGAGCAUUAAUAAUCCGGGUGUGUGUGUUUGUUUUACGACCAGCAUAGGGGCGUCACGAGGAAUCUGGAAAGAAUUGGGAUUUGCCGAGGAACAAUAACCAUUGAUGGCAAAAAUGAUGAGCUGGGGGUGACAGGGGGGAAUUGGAGGUGGUAGUAUCAUAGAGCUUCCUUCGUUUGUUUUCAAAAAAGUUGAAACCGUGAGCUGUAGUUGUGCUCACUAGAGCUGCCAGACCUCUGGGAUUGACUUGAAGUAUCCAGAUUUGCCUGGCCCCCUCCAGGUGGCAGGGGUAGGGCUUGAAUCUCUAGGUGGACGAGAGUGUAUUAAAAAAAACCCCCAAAAAAGCAAAAUUAAGAAUACUGUAUGUGCAGCUUGCAAGCUUCAGCCUGCAAAUUAUUGCAUAGAGUCUUGGGGGUGGGGUCUGCCCUUCUUCCCCAAUUAACCUCCACCUCUGAAAAUUAUUGCAUAGACUCUGAGAGGAUGAGGGUUUGCCUUUCUCUGCACCCACCUCCCUUCUCCCAAUUCACCAUCUCCAGGGAGGUGGUAGGGAGCACAGAAGAAGACUCACCAGGCGCCAUCCCUAGAUCUCAGGUUUGAGGCCUGAAAGCUCAGGAUCUGGGAUGCUCCUGACCUGGCAACCUUCAUGUUUACAUUCCUGUUUUCUGUACACACGCACUGCAUUCCUAGUGUGGGAUUUUUAACCCAUGUUCACACAAUGCUGUCUAAAAUGCGCAUGUAUCCUGUACAGAGCUGGAUUAAGCCCUUUAGAGGACCUAAGCACUGAAGAGUUUAUGGUCCGUCCUCCACCAUAUGUAAUUCAAAAUAAAAACAAUACUAACCUGUAAAAUAAAAUUUUCUUUUUCAAAACUUACAUGUAUGCUGAAAUGUACAUGCAUGGGACCUGAUUCCCUCGUAUUAUUUCGAUAAACGUUAGUAGGAUGCCCCUAUGGUUUAGGUGGGGAUAAGUAAUAAGAGAACAGAAAAAUGGGGGAACAGCGUGGGGUGAAGGAAAACUAAGAAAGCUGUGUUUCUCCCCAUAAUGACUGUUUUGAUGCUUAAAAAAAAUCUAUGUCAAAUUCUUUCAAAAAAAGCAUCUCAUUUCUCUUUGUGUGUGUCUCUCUGUGUGUCCCUGCUUUGCUGGUGCCCUAAAUACAUGCUUAGUCUGCCUAUUGGACAAUCCAGCACUGAUCCUAUAAAGGUAAAGGGACCCCUGACCAUUAGGUCCAGUCGUGACUCUGGGGUUGCGGCGUUCAUCUCGCUUUAUUGGCCGAGGGAGCCGGCGUACAGCUUCCAGGUCAUGUGGCCAGCAUGACUAAGCUGCUUCUGGCGAACCAGAGCAGAGCACAGAAACACCGUUUACCUUCCCGCCAGAGCAGUACCUAUUUUAUCUACUUGCACUUUGACGUGCUUUCCAACUGCUAGGUUGGCAGGAGCAGGGACCGAUCAACGGGAGCUCACCCCGUUGCAGGAUUCAGACCCUGUGUUUUAAAUGGCUCCUUGACAAAAUUCUCCCUGAAAUUUAUUUGUUAUCAAAGGGGGUUGCUAUUCCCAUGCAAUCCAAAACUCUUUUUCUCUGCCUUUAACAGAUACAUGGCAGGCAGAAAUUCAACAGGUACAUCCCCCCAACCCCACCCCACAUAGAGAUGUGGCUAUAUGGAGAAAACUGUUGAGUUUCUGUUUCCUAUGGAAGGGGAUCAGAACAGAGCAGCCCCCUGCCCUGAAGCACCAGGAAGGAGAAUCCAGUGGACUGUUGACAGUACACAGAAUGACUGUUUGCAGUCGCUUUGUAAGGUUUUGCUCCGUUCCUCCUGUCCCAGUGACCUCCAGCCUCUCCCCAGCUCUCUGUGGCCUGCUCAGGUCGGAACUGGUUUCAGAGCAGAAAGCGGUCGUGCCAUACCUGUUUUCCUGACCACUUUCCCUGUAUAAUAAUAACAUCCCCCCUCCCAAAAGUAGGAACACCGCCCCGCCAAGCCUGACUAAACCUUGAGAGCAGAAAGAGAGGUCAGGCUGAUCUAAGCAUCCACACGCAAGGAAGGACUUUCUCACUCCUCGUCUCCAAAUAGUUUGGCACCUCUUCCAAAAGGUAAGGCUUGACCUUCAGGAAUUCAGUGUGGGUGGGAAUGGGUGCUCUUCACAGCUUUGGACCACAGUUGCCAAUGGUGUGUUUUCCAUGUAUUUCUGACGGGGCUCCUGUGCCAUUAACGGGUGCAUGACAGGCUGAUGAAUAUUUUUCCAGCCGCUUUAUCUCCACACAGAAACAGCUUUCACCGGUGAGCAUUCCACCUGCCCUGCAAUGUUGUUGUCGUAAAGGCACAGAAGCCCCACUAGAAAAGAAAGUUGGCAACCAUAGCAAAAUGUACACUCCAGCUUAGGCAAAGUUCUUCCCCAGCUGUGACCCACCAUUUGAAGAUGUGUGGGGACAGGGAUGGGCUGCAGAGGGGUUGCUGGGUGCUGAAAGACUCGGGUGCAAGCCCCUGGUACAACACCACACUUGCUAAUUUUAUAUGUGCUUUCUGUCUGGGCAGAUUAAGAUGUUGGGUGACUGUGGUCUUACCAGCAUUGCGCUAAACUGCCCUGUGUGAGCAUAUUUUAUAUACAAAAGUUUCUGAAAGCAGCAGGAAAUCUGAAGCUCAGUGCAAAAGACCCAGAGCAUGGGUCCCACCCCACCCCCUGCUUUGAUUCAUCCUCCCACCCCAUUUCUGAUGCAGGUAUUGUUGCCGUUGAAAGUCCUACCCUGCGGCCUCAUCUCACCUUCCAGAAUCAUGGAGUUCUCCAAACUUCCGAAGAUUGGGGAUGCAGAAAAGGAGAGUGAGAUGGGAUUUGUGCAUGGUGUCUCUGGACCAGGUAGGUUCUCUGGCACUUGGAGAAACUUAAUAAUACCCUCCAACAACCAAAGUGGAAAAUAGGAGCAAAUGAGUUAACUCUGCAAUGAAUAACCCAAUUUUGCCCUUUGUGUAGCAAGGCAUGUUAGUAAACCAAACUGAACAUAACACUUCCUUCUUCUUUUUUUAAAGUUUGAACAGUCUGUUAAUCAACAUCUAAAACCUCUGGAUUGUGCUAACUACAAACAAGGAUAGGGAACCUGUGGUCCUCUAAGAUUUUUUUAUUGGACUCCCAUUCUCAGUAUCCCCCUCUCUUGGCUUCUAACACUUUCUGCAACAUUUGUGGUUAAAAUAAUUGGUAGUUUUGAAAGAGGUGGGGCUGGGAUUGGAAGGGAAAGUCUGCUUCUGUCUGCACUGCUAGAGUCAAGAUGGCUUUCCCCCUGGGAAAGGAGCAGGACCAUAGCUUUGCUGGGGGAAAUGGAGUGCUCCUGGAUCAAACAUUGCCAUUGGAGGCUCAGGUGACCUCAGUGGUCAGGAGUGGUUAGGAGUGUUUAGGGAAGCUUUUAAUGUUUGACGCAUUACUGUAUUUUAAUAUUUUGUUGGAAGCCGCCCAGAGUGGCUGGGGAAGCCCAGCCAGAUGCGCGGGGUAUAAAUAAUAUAUUAUUAUUAUUAUUAUUAUUAUUAUUAUUAUUACUACUAUCAUGAGUGCCUCUUUCCAGCUCUUUUUGGAGAAUAAUGACUUGGCCACUGUUCUCCAUGCUCUCUUAGCUUCCAGACUGGUUUACUGCACAGGGCUUACGUGGAGAACUGAAACACUGAGAUUUGUUUGUAUCAUGGUUUGCAAGCCCAGUUAUCUGCACAUGUGUAACUGUGGUUUAAAUUAAGGCAGAUACUGAGGGCCGGCACUAGCUGGAGAAGCAAGGAAGCAACUUGUGAUCGAAGGUGGGGUGACUCUCUCUUUCCUUCUCCCCACUGCCAGUGGUGAUUGCCUGCAAGAUGGCUGGGGCUGCCAUGUACGAGCUGGUGCGCGUCGGACACUUUGAGCUGGUGGGCGAAAUAAUCCGUCUGGAGGGUGAUUUGGCUACCAUCCAAGUCUAUGAGGAGACCUGUAUCUUUCUGGAAAGGGUGAAGAUGAUGCCUCCACCUUUUUAAGCUUGUUGCCUCCUUUGUCUCCCUUCCUCUGCCCUGAGUCUACCUGCUCCCUUUACCUCCUUCCCUCCCUCCACAGUCCCUUUCGAGACUUGCGUUUCCAUCUCUCAACCACCUUUGGGCCUCGCCUUCCUAAGACGCACGUCUCCUGUGUUCCUGGUUGCAAGGAACACCUCUGACCUUUUACUUCUACAAGGCUUUUCGUAGUUCAACGGAUUUACAAAUUCUGUCGGGGUUGUUCUCCAUGCUGCCUUUUAAACUAUGACUGGGCCAGUCCCUAUGCUGCCCCACCUUUUCCUCCCUUAAAUCUGGAGGUUCCCUGUGCUUAGAGAAUCCAAACAGGAAUGCUACAUCAAUUUAGGAGGAAGAAAAUGUAGGAUAGCAGUAGAUGGAGGGGAACGCCACAUGGUCGAGGGGGAAUCAAAGGAGGCAUGUGGGGUUCACAAACCACCUUCAGCCAAGGUACAGAAGGGCCCAUUGCACCAAUCAUUGGACUCAGCUACAUUAGUUAAAAAAAAAAAAAAAAAAAAGCGUUUCAAAUGCAUUAUAACACUAUGACACCAGAUGGCGCUGUAGAGUCCAGUCCUUCUGCAAUGUGAUUUCUCAUGAGUUUUACACUGUGUUUUCCUGAAACAAUUUUUUUUAUGUUUCUGGAUCCAACCAUUGUUUCUUCUUGUUGUUAAUCCCCGCCCCCCAGACACAAUCACGCGUAUGUAUUGAAAUCACUAUAUAUAUAUGAGGUAUGGGAGGUGUAGAAAUUUGAAAGUGGAGAUAUAACCAAAUAAUGUUUAGCACACAUAAACAGCCAGCCAUUGCUCUAACGGUGUUGUGGGGACUCUGAUUACAUUUCCAAAAAGUAAUGACUCCAUUGAGGGACGGUCACAAGGCACAAGUGAAGACUGUCCUUGGAAGUAUUAAGAGCACGAGAAAGCCCUGUUGGAUCAGGCCAAUGGCCUAUCUGGUACAGCAUCCUGUUCUCACAGUAGCCAACCAGAGACCUCAAUGGGAAACCAGCAAGCAGGACUGGAACACACAGGUUCUAAUAUUAUAAGAGAGGAAGAAAUUUUAUUCUCCGCCUGCUUUCUCCACGCCAUUCAGAAUUUUAUAAAUUCGCAUCAUGUCUCCUCUUACCUUUCCAAAAGGCAAAGUUCAAAGCAGUACCUGUGCAAAGGUAGAUGACAAUAUUAGAGUAUCUAUUUCAGGUCAGCCUGGCUGGGAAGGAACCCCAGUGCUCCCCCCUUCUGCCCUUUCUUUGCUCUCUGUUAUCAAAGUCUUUUUCCUGAGUAACUGCUACAGCGGGUGUUUGCGUGGGGGAUCCCGUGCUGAGGACGGGGAAGCCACUCUCGGUGGAGCUUGGCCCAGGCAUCAUGGGGUCCAUCUUUGACGGGAUCCAGCGCCCCCUGAAAGACAUCACAGAGCUCACCAAGAGCAUCUACAUCCCCCGGGGCAUCAACAUCUCGGCUUUGUCCAAGGACCUGAAAUGGGAGUUCAGUCCCAGUCCAAACAUCCGGGUAAGAGACACGCCAUUGGUUUUGGGACGCAACAAGGCCCUGGGCCAUAGGGAUGAGUUUUGAAACCAAGGGGGCAGUGGCCCCAGAAAGUUUGGGGAACCACUGGGCCUUAAGGUGAGCUUCUUGGCUGAGUGAAUAUUGGAAGCUGGAUCUCUUCUACCCUAAUCCAACUUUCUGUCUACUCCAGCCUGCUGGCUUGCAAUAGAAACAUAGGAAGCUGUCUUAAAUUGAAUCGGGCUAUUGGUCCAUCUAUCUCAGUAUGUAUUUCCUGGCAGUGGCUCCCCAGGCUUUCAGACAUGGGAAGUGGGUCUCUCCCAGCCCUAACAUGGAAAUGCUGGGAACUGAACCCAGGUGCUUUUGUAAAUGUUUGAUUUACAGGCUGAUGGCCAGAAAUUUAAUAAUGAAAAUGUGCAGGAGUGUGUGUGUGUCACUAAGAAAAGAACCUAUGCCUACGCUAAGGCUGAGGUUCAAAGAAGAACCAGAGAACUAAAAAACACCUGAUAGAUUAAAAAAAAAAGCUCAAGAGAUCCAGCACUUAGCUGACACUCAUGAUGCACAGAGUUUCUUUAAAGCCACAAAGACCAUCUAUGGGCCAAUAAAUCAUGGCAUAUGCCCCCUAUGCUCAGCAGACAGUAUCACACUUAUAAAAGAUAAAGAAGUUAUUUCACUGCGCUGGAAAGAACAUUACCAACAUCUCCUUAAUCACAACCCCCCCUGUAGCUACUGAGGUCCUCUCACAAAUUCUGCAAAAACAAGUUAGAGAUGAGCUUGCAGUAUCUCCAAAUCUGGGAGAGUUGUGUACAGCUAUUAACCAAAUUAAAAGCAACAAAGCCAGUGGACCUGAUGGGAUACCUGCCGAAAUCUUCAAAGUGGGCGGAAUUUGAACUUACACAACAACUUCACAAGCUCAUCGAAAAAAUCUGGGAAAGAGAAGAAAUCCCAGAAAACUUUAGGGGUGCCAAAAUUAUCAAUCUCUUUAAAAAAGGUGACAGAACUGAUUGUGGAAACUAUCGAGGCAUAGCUGAGGCCGGCAAAAUUAUUUCAAGGAUCUUAGCAAACCAUCUCAUAACAAUAUCCGAGGUGACCCUUCCUGAAUCCCAAAAUGGUUUUCAGCCUUCUAGGGGGACAGUGGACAUGAUUUUAUGGAAGACAAUCUUACUCAGCUAUGAGUGAUCGCCAAAGAAGACAUGUGUGUGUGUGUGUGUGUGUGUGUGUGUGUGUGUGUGUGUGAAUCAAUUCUGAUUUGCUGCAAUCUUCGUAAUAGUAGACUAACAUUUACUGUAGAAUCAUCGAACUGUAGAGUUGAAAUGGACCCAAAGUGUCAACUAGUCCAGCCCCCUGCAAUACAGGAAUCACGUUGUGAUUGUAUUGUGUUAUAUGUCCAUGCAAUGGAAUGUAAAUUUUAUAACGUGUAAAUCUUUUUAUAACAUUUUAAAUAGGGGCAUUUCAUUCAUUGGCCAGAAUGCUGGAAAGUUAACUCCUUAUGAAGGCUUUGGGCAGUGGACACUGCCUGUGUGUUCUCCCUUAUAUCUUCUCAAAUAAAAGGCUAGAAGCUCACUUUAAAAAGAAGAAGAAGAAUCAGACAUGCAGAAAAGUGGCUUCAAAUCCUUAGUGGGACAGUUCCCCAUAGGCAUUCCUGCGGCAACAUAGCUGUUGAUUUCAGUAGGUGUUUCUCAUACAUUUCAAAGCCAGUUUUCACACUCAUGAGGAUUAGAAGUUUGCUUUAAAUGCAAAGACAAAUGAAAGCUAAGACUCUCAGGAUGCUGAACUGUACAGCCAAUUCCCCCUUAUGUGACUUCUCUGUGCUUGUGUGAACUCUCACAGAACACAUCCAGCCCCUGUCUUGGGUCUUCUUUUAUGUUGAGAUCCUGUUGUGCUUCUUAAUCAUUUCUGCUGUUCUCCUUUCUACUUCUUUAGGUUGGGAGCCAUGUAACUGGUGGCGAUAUUUACGGAACAGUGCGCGAAAACUCCCUCAUCAAGCAUAUGAUCAUGGUGCCCCCCAGGUGCCGGGGCACAGUCACCCACGUUGCUCCGGCUGGGCAGUAUGAUACUUCGGUAGGUAGUGUUUUAUGUGUGCUUCUUCUAUGCAGAUUUAUUCGACUAAUUGGCUAAAACUUGUGCAUUAAAUUGACUGGGAGUUCUGUAAUUGGUCGACACUGUUACUUUUUAGCCAUACAAUGCAGACGUUGACAUUUUCCUAGCCUUCCCUUUUAAUAGUGAUGAUGUAAAGGUAAAAGGUAAAGGACCCCUGGAUGGUUAAGUCCAGUCAAAGGUGACUAUGGGGUUGCGGCACUCAUCUCGCUUUCAGGCAAAGGGAGCCAGUGUUUGUCCAUAGACAGCUUUCCAGGUCAUGUGGCCAGCAUGACCAAACUGCUUCUGGCACAACGGAACACCGUGACGGAAACCAGAGCGCACGGAAACGCCGUUUACCUUCCCGCCACAGGGGUACCUAUUUAUCUACUUGCACUGGCGUGCUUUCGAACAGCUAGGUUGGUAGGAGCUGAGACAGCAAUGGGAGCUCACUGUGUUGCGAGGAUUCGAACCACGACCUUCUGAUUGGCAAGCCAAAAGGCUCAGUGGUUUAGACCACAGCACCACCUGUGUCCCAUAGUGAUGAUAAUAACAGCAGUAACAAUAUAAAGCAUUUAUGUAGCCUUUUAGAGCAUCCAAUGCACGUCACAUUAGCUCAGGAAUCAUUUGAACAGCUCUGUUCAAAGGCCAUUGUCAUUCUUAUUAUUCCCACGUUGUAGAAUGGGAGGUGGAAAUAGUGAAUUUGGGCUGAAAUGGGAGAUUUUGAACAGCCAGCCUCUGGCAACUGCACCGUGGCCACUCUCACCCCUGUGCCUUUCUCCCUGAAGGAUGUGGUGUUGGAACUCGACUUUGAGGGAGUGAAGGAGAAACUCACGAUGGUGCAGGUGUGGCCUGUCCGGCAGAUCCGUCCCGUGUCAGAGAAGCUCCCGGCCAAUCAUCCGCUGCUGACUGGCCAGAGGGUCCUGGACGCCCUCUUCCCGUAAGCCAGGGGUGGAGCUCUUUCAGCACUCACAUUCAUCUUUCAGGGGCCACAUGCCAGUAAUGGGCAGGGCCAGAGGGAAAGAGGAUCCUGAUUCUCACUGCAAUUAGAUCUUCCACCAGACGCCAAACCAUUUUGGAGGCUGGGUGGGCUGGGCUUCAGAACCUUUUCCUUCCCCCCCCCCCAUUAUCCCCUCCCCCCACUUCUUCCCACAGGUGUGUCCAAGGCGGGACCACAGCCAUCCCAGGCGCCUUUGGCUGUGGCAAGACAGUCAUCUCCCAGUCGCUGUCCAAGUAUUCCAACAGCGAUGUCAUCAUUUACGUGGGCUGUGGCGAGCGGGGCAAUGAGAUGUCUGAAGUGCUGAGGGACUUCCCUGAGGUGAGAUCAGUGGAGUGGGCAGGGCUUUGUGCUGUGGGCGGAGCCAUCCUGGUCCUUUGCUCCCAAUUCCUUAUUCCUUAAGGCAAACAUAGCAUUAUUGUGCACUGCCCCAAUCUCUAGCUCUCCCCACCCCACCCCAACCCACAAACUCUUCCCUAAACCAUCACCCCCCGGCCUUCUCCUGCCCUGUAAUCACUUUGCUUCCUUUCUCAGCUGACGAUGGAAGUGGACGGCAAGACGGAGACCAUCAUGAAGCGCACCUCGCUUGUCGCCAACACGUCCAACAUGCCUGUGGCCGCACGAGAGGCCUCCAUUUACACAGGUGAGGCUGCCCUUCUCUCGCCCUGUUUUAUCAAAUGUAUAAAAAUGGCUUCCUGGCAUCCAAAUAAUCCCACUGUUAGUUCCAUGCGAUGUCAGCCUUCUCCAUGAAUGCUCCCCAGCUGCAAGGAGUGGCACCAGCCAGGCCACUCUCUGCUGGAGACAGGAUGCUGGGCUGGGUGAAUCUUUGGUACCCUACAAAAGCUUAGGCAAAACUGAAAAUGCUGUCCCCACCUCCUCCUCCUUCUCCACAGCGGCAAGAUCCACACUCCAAGGAAUGGGAUGCAUGCCGCUGCCUCCCACCCUCCCACCGCUGUCAUGUGCGGGGGGCGGGGCGGGGGCCUACCACCUGUGGCAUUUUCCUCACCUCACCUCACAGGCAGGCCCUGAGCCGAGAUCAUCUUGUGAUCUCAACCUCUUCCCUGCAUUUGGGGUAGGGAAGAGAUGUUCUCUCACGCUAUAUUUUUGGAAGAUUUCUUGUCUUCCCAGCUCUUCUGCUUGAGACACUUGCUCCUCAGAGGGAUCUCCUCCCACCCACAAUGCCUCUCUCUCUCUCCCUCUCUCUCUCUCUCUUCCUUUCUCUUUUCUGUUUACCCCACCCCAUCCAGGGAUCACACUCUCAGAGUACUUCCGUGACAUGGGCUACCAUGUAAGCAUGAUGGCCGACUCCACUUCCCGCUGGGCAGAGGCACUCCGUGAGAUCUCUGGACGUUUGGCUGAAAUGCCUGCAGGUAACCCUCUUUUUGUUUUUCGAGACUUCCCUCAUUUCCCAAGGCUAGGGGAUUUAUAUAGGGUGAGCAUGGGACAAGCAAUCCUGCCCCCCUGACUCUUAUUUAUUUAUUUGUAUUUAUGUAGAGCCUUUGUACCCCACUCUUCAGUCAGUUUAAAGACUGUCCCUGCCCACAGGCUUGCAGUCUUAAGAAAAACAUGACACACAAGGGACAGGGAGACACCAAAAACAUUAUAGUGAAGGGUGCCUUCCUGCCUGAUGUCUGUGGGCAGGGGGUUCCAAAGUGUGUAAGUGCUUCCAUACACACACACACACACAAAUGCAGAACAAGUAUUAAGUGGUAGCUGGAACAGUGCCAGUUCAGUAUAGAAUUCUGGAAUUGGAAGGGACCCCAAGGGCCAUCUAGUCCAACCCCCUGCAAUGCAGGAAUCACAACCGCAUUAUAUGUCUUUAGUCACCAGGUGAAAAUGUUCCUCUUCAACCAGGCGUUUGGCUGAUUAAUAUUCUACGGCAUUCUUAAAUGUGUUUGUGGCUGUGGGGGUUAUUGUUUUGUUUUAGCUAUUUAUUUUGUGAUUUUAUCUGGUAUCUUUAUCUUGUGAACUGUCCUGAGACCUUUGGAUGAAGGGUGGUAUAUAAAUUUUUCUACUACUACAGUGGUGCCUCAUAAGACGAAAUUAAUUCGUUCUGCGAGUUUUUUCGUCUUGCGAAUUUUUCGCCUUGCGAAGCACGGUUUUAACGGUAUUAACAGUUUUAAGAAAAAGGAAACAAACUUGCAAGACGUUUUUGUCUUGCGAAGCAAGCCCAUAGGGAAAUUCGUCUUGCGAAGCAACUAAAAAAACGAAAAACUCUUUCGUCUUGCGAGUUUUUCGUCUUGCGAGGCAUUCGUCUUGCGAGGUACCACUGUCCUACAGAAUUCCUAGCAGCCAUCUAGCCUCUGCUUAAAAACCUCCAGUGAAGGAGAGCAUCACUUUCUGAGGGAGUCCAUUCCGCUGCCCAACAGCUCUUGCUGUCAGAAAGUUCUUCCUAAUGUUUAGUUGGAAUCUCCUUUGUUGUAAAUUGAUUCCACUGAUUUGGGUCCUACUUUCUGGAGCAGCAGAAAAAAAGCUUGCGCCGUCUUCCGUGAGAAAGCCCCACAGGUAUUUGAAGAUGGCUAGCCUAUCACCUGAAAGGGACGCGGGUGUCGCUGUGGUCUAAACCACAGAGCCUAGGGGCUUGUCGAUCAAAAGGUCGGGGGUUCAAAUUCCUGCGGCGGGGUGAGCUCCCGUUGUGCGGUCCUAGCUCCUGUCCACCUAGCAGUUCAAAAGCACAUCAAAGUGCAAGUAGAUAAAUAGGUGCCGCUCCAGCGGGAAGGUAAACAGCAUUUCCGUGCACUGCUCUGGUUUGCCAGAAGCGGCUUAGUCAUGCUGGCCACAUGACCCAGAAGCUGUACGCCGGCUCCUUCAGCAAGUAAAGCGAGAUGAGCACCGCAACCCCAGAAUCACUCGCGACUGGACCUAGCGGUCAGGGGUACCUUUACCUUUACCUUUUAGCCUAUCACCUCCCAGGCUAAACACCCCAACUCCUUCAACCAUUGCCCAUAAGGCUUGGUUUCCAGGCCCUUGAUCAUCUUGAUCCCCCUCCUUUGUACCCUGACAUCAGUCACCUUCAAUGUAAGCUUUUCAGCGCCUCCCUGUCCCUUAUUCUUUGUGCACCAUUUUUUUCUUAGACUGUAAACCUGCACACCAUUAUUAUUAUUAUUAUUAUUAGUAGUAGUAGUAGUAGUAGUAGUAUACUGUCUGUCAUCUGGAGAUCACAGGGUGGUUCACAACAUAAAAAUACAAAAUGAGAUGGCCACCACUUUGAACAGCUUUGAAAGGGAAUUAGGCAAAAUCCACGGAGGAUAACCAUGGUUACUGGCGAUCCUGGCUCUGUGCUAUCUAAAUCCAGGCUGCUGUGGAACAAGAGCAGAAGAGUGCUGUUGUGCUCAGCUCCUGCUUGUAGGCAUCCCAUGGGAGGCACUGUGAGAACUGGUGAUGGGCUGCUGACCUUGUAGGACUCUUCUUAUGUUUACAUUCUUAAAUUCCAGACAGCGGGUACCCGGCCUACUUGGGUGCCCGCCUGGCUUCCUUCUAUGAACGGGCUGGGCGUGUGAAGUGCUUGGGGAGUCCAGAGCGGGAAGGGAGCGUCAGCAUUGUUGGAGCGUAAGUUUUCACCACCUCGGUGCCCUACCAAGGGUGUGGUUGGAGAGAAGUGAAGCAGGGGACUCCUAAACCUGGUUAAAGAUCUCUGAGUGGAUAAACCGACUGCCUUUCAAGCAAUUAAUUGAUAUCAUUUACUUAUUUCAACACCUCUCUAAAGGUGCUCAACGUCGGUGACAGACAAGUUUCUAUUGAGUAAGGUUUUUAAAGAUAGCACCUAUUAUCUUAAAUCCAAAACCAGGAAAAGAGAUAAGCCAUCUUCCUUCCUUACAUUGAAUUUUGCGUCACGUAAUUUCUGGUUUUUGUAAAGCUCUAGGUGUGUGGAUGUUGGUAUAUUAAAAAUAAUAUCAACGUUCUUUAGUGUUUGCAGUAAAUUUUAUUUUGUGAGUUUAGCACAGCCUCGUGUCAGCCUGGUGGCCUCUGAUAUUUUGGGCUAAAGUGUCCAUCAGCCCCAGUCAUCAAAUCCAUUCAUUUUGAUGGCUUUCUCCACCCUAGUGCCCUUCAGAAGUUUGAAACUACAUCUCCCACUAGCCCUCAGCCAACACAGCCAUUUUGCACUCCACCUCCCAUCAGCUCUCAGCUAGCAUGGCCAUAUUGGACCACAACUCCCAUCAGCCCCAGAGUCAGUAUUAGACCAGGUGCUCGGUGUUCCUAAGGUCCCAGGUUCAGGGUCCAGUCCUGCUUUCUUGUUUUAAAAAGACCUCUCUGUGGACUCAGGCUGAAUUUUACACACGCCUCCUUUUUUCAGACUUGCAAGAGGCCUGCAUUUUUAGUAAGUAGGUAUCUGUUGGUUUCAUACCUGGCGUGUGCUUGGCCACAGCUUGCCAGCUUCCAGUGGGAUCAGAUCCUCAACUGAGCUCUUGCUGGGAGUUUCAUCUCACCUUUCUCAUUGACUCCUAGGGUCUCCCCUCCUGGUGGUGACUUCUCUGACCCAGUCACCUCAGCAACGCUGGGGAUCGUCCAGGUGAGUCUCUCUCCUAGAGUGUUGCCAGCUCCUUGACACUACCUGACAUGGUCCUGCUAACUCCUCACCUCCCUUCUGGUCCUAAUAAUUCCAGGUCUUCUGGGGGCUGGACAAGAAACUAGCUCAGCGAAAGCACUUCCCAUCAGUGAACUGGCUGAUCAGUUACAGCAAAUACAUGCGGGCCUUAGAUGAACACUAUGAGAGGCACUACCCGGAGUUUGUCUCCCUGCGCACUAAGGCCAAGGAGAUCCUACAAGAGGAGGAAGAUCUGGCAGAGAUUGUCCAGCUGGUUGGAAAGGUGAGGAGGAGAACAGAAGGGUGUCUGCAGAGGGAGGAGAGAAAAAUCAUUACUCAUCAAUUUGUUUCUGUUCCUUUAAAAAUCUUCAUUUGCCUCAUUAUCGCUUCAGUGGGAUGGUAUUUGUGCCAUCACAAAUUUUUCACCAUUCCAGUUUGUUGAGACCAGGGGCCUUGCAUUGCCUGUAACCCUGGCGCUGUAGCUCUGUGCCUUGAAAGGAUUAGAGGAACCUGAUUUUGCAGUUUAUUUUGAAAAGUCACAGUGAUGCGAGUGCAAGUGGCAUUUCAAAAUCUAUUGUUAACUCAAAUCCUGGGGCAUUGGAACUCUGCAAUUGGCUAUACUCAAGUCACCCAGACUGCUAAAAUAGACAUCUUACAGGGUUUUUGUGAGUAUUCCUGAUAUAAAAUAUGUGAAGUGGUCAAAACACCCAAAAAUGGCUACAAAGCCCUGGAAUCUGUUUCCAAUCGCAGCAGGGCUUAAGCCUAGAUCACUGACUGUGCACAGUGUGCCUUGCAUUGCCGCACUUCCCUGUUGGGGAGAAAUGAAGCUGGGUGGGGAAUCUGGGAUUAUGCAAAGAAUGCCUGGAAGAAAAGGUGUAAUUUCCAGGCAGGUUUAAACCUCGGCACCUCUUCUUUUAAGCACCGAGUGUUUUGUUUGAGAGAGAUGGCAGGCAGGGCUAUUGAAGGUGCCUAGGUCCUGAUUCUUCUCUUUCCCCAACCUCGCUCUUUUCCUGCUGCUGCUCCCCAUUUAUAACUAUUGCUUUUGUCCAGGCGUCUCUUGCUGAAACGGACAAGAUCACCCUGGAGGUGGCCAAACUGAUCAAGGAUGACUUCCUGCAGCAAAACGGCUACUCUUCCUAUGACAGGUAACCCAACACCAGUCGACUCGAUAUUUGGACCUCUCUCUUUCACACAGCACUUUUGCCCAAGUUCUACUUUCCUCAUUUAGCUCUGCCAAGGUGUUGUUUUUCUGUAAUUAGCUGAAAACAGAAUUAAAGUGGAGUUCCCAACACAACACUUCAAUGCAGUACUAUAUUGUUCAGCAGGGAUGAGGAGCCUGUGGCCCUCCAGAUCAUAGAACUGUAGAGCUGGAAGGGAUUUCCAAGAGUCAUCUAGUCCAACAUCUUGCAAUGCAGGAAUCACAGCUAAAGAAUCCCUGAAAGAUGGCCGUUCAACCUCCGUUUGAAAACCUCCAGAGAAGGAGAGCAUCACUUUCCAAGGGAGUCCGUUCCACUGUCAAACAGCUCUUACCAUCAGGAAGUUCUUCCUAAUGUUUAGACGUAAUUUCCUUUCUCAUCAUUUGAAUCCAUUGUUUUGGGUCUCCAGAACAGGAGAAAACAAGCUCGCUUCAUCUUCCAUGUGACAGCCCUUCAGAUAUUUGAAGAUGGCUAUCAUAUUGCCUCUCAAUCUUCUUUAUUUUAUUUUAUUUUAUUUUAUUUUAUUUUAUUUACCAUAUUUUUUGCACCAUAACACUCACCUUUUUCCUCCUAGAAAGUAAGGGGAAAUGUCUGUGCGUGUUAUGGAGGGAAUGCCUACGGGUGGCAUGCCUACAGAUUUUCCUCCUCUAAAAACUACGUGUGUGUUAUGGUCGGGUGUGUGUUAUGGAGCGAAAAAUACGGUAUAUACCGCCCUAUACCCAGAGGUCCUCAGGGUGGUUCACAGAAAAUAUCACAAUAUGUAAAAUCAAAAUAAGAACAAUAAUCCAAUAGCCCCACCACCACCAAAAAACCCCCACAUAUUAAAAGGGCAUAGGAUGUCAGUCAGAUCAACCAAAGGCCUGGUUUAAAAAGGAACGUUUUUGCCGGGUGCCUAAAGGUGUAUAAUGAAGGUACCAGGCGAACUUCCCUGGGGAGAGCGUUCCACAGAUGGGGAGCCACUGCAGAGAAGGCCCGUUCUCAUGUUGCCACCCUCCGGACCUCUCAAGGAGGAGGCACACAAAGGAGGGCCUCAGAAGAUGAUCUCAGAGUCCGGGUAGUUUCAUAUGGAAAGAGGCAGUCCUUGAGGUGUUCUCCACACUAAGGUGUUGUUGGACUCCCAUCAGCUGCAGCCAUCAUGCCCAAAGGUCAGGGGUGAUCAGAGUUGCUACCCAACAACACCCAAAGGGCAAAAAGUUCCCUAGCCCUGUUGCACAGCAGCUCCUUUCCCCCGACCAAGAUUCUUCAGUGAUGUAUCGACAUGGGAGUGAGUCUGAUCAGCACAAAGCCUUUCCAAUGUUAAUUACUAGCUUCCUGUCCGUAGGCCCUACCCAUACUAUUUCCUUGAUUAUUCAUCCUUUCCACUUUUCUGUAGCAAAACAAAUGUAUCUUUUCUUAUUUGACAGACAUAAUGGUAUGCAGGUGAUAGGUUUGGGGAGGAACUCCCUACCUAUUGACAUCAGACAGGUGCUUUUUGACAUCUGCUAAAACAUUUUUGUUUAGACAAGCCUACCCAGAAAGUUGAAGUUGAUGUGAGUUUUAGUCUAUUGUUUUAAUUUUUCAAAAGUCUUAAAUUAUUGCCAAUUUUUCAUAUUGAUAACUUUGUCCUUCUAUCUUUUUUGCAAACCACUUUGAGAGUUGUUUUUUACAGUCAUGCGAUGUACAAAUUUUAUGAAACAAAUAACUAAGGAGGGUGCCUCCCACAAACAGCACCCCAGUAAAAAAAAAAAAUUCAAGACAUUCCACAGCACUUGCACUCUGAUUUAUUCGCUCACCACUGAGCGUGCAUUAAAGUACUUCAACGUGCUUCUCGAUUCCAGGUUCUGCCCUUUCUACAAGACAGUAGGAAUGCUCCAGAACAUGAUUGGCUUCUAUGAGUUGGCCCGCCAUGCAGUAGAGUCCACUGCUCAGUCCGAGCACAAAAUCACCUGGGCUGUCAUCCGCGAGAACCUUGGGGAGAUCAUGUACAAGCUGAGCUCCAUGAAGUUCAAGGUGAGGCUGGGCCGUCUACCUUCAGUUUAACGAGCUGAUUGCAGCUUCCCUUUUAUUUCUACCUGCCUCCAUCCUAGCAGAGGCGGUUUUAGGGUGGUGCAACCUGUGCGGUCUUACAGGGUGCUGUGCUGCAGGGGGCACCUAAACAGAGCUGUAGAACGGGGUGUGAGAGGUAUGGUGGGGAAGAGAUUUUAGUGUCACAUAGGACACUGUUGAAAUUUGAGAGCCCACCCAGAGAUGGAAAGAAGAAAAAGUCCUUACCAGAGAGGAAUGGCAAACCAAGCUGUCGGACUGUGCCAAAAUGGCAGAGCUGACCGGAAGACUCAGGAACCCAGAGGACAAAAACUUUAUAAAAGAAUGGGGGGAAAUUAUAAGUUAUUUAGGAGACCGCUGUAAGCAGAUGGAAACUUUGACAGGAUUUUGAUUCCAUUUGUACCAUGGACAAUAUGGAUUUAUAUAAUAUUUAGAGUAUGGAAGAAUAUGCAGUUGUAAAUAUUUAAAAUGGGAGCCCAUGGAGUGGGUGGGGAGAAGUCACAAGAGUUAGAGUAAUCUCUGUAUAUGGAUAUAUAUUUGGAUCUCUACAACUUUGUAUUUGUAAAAACAAAUAAAAAGAAUUACUUUUUAAAAAGAAAAAGAAAUUUGAGAGCCCAAAGUCUGCUGCUGGUCCUAGUAGCUCUUUUCUCUUUUCUUUUCUUUUCUUUCAAUAUGUCCUCAGCCUGCCAUUCAUAAAUCAUGGUUUGUCUCUUUAUCCAGGAUCCAGGGAAGGACGGAGAGGCAAAUAUCAAAGCUUACUAUGCCCAGCUUAGUGAGGAAAUGCAGAAUGCCUUCCGCAACUUGGAAGACUAA